Molecule: messenger RNA, 1023 nt
Organism: Fulvia fulva
Lineage: Eukaryota; Fungi; Ascomycota; Dothideomycetes; Mycosphaerellales; Mycosphaerellaceae
Product: Zinc-type alcohol dehydrogenase-like protein
Exons: 1
Coding region: 1-1023 (340 amino acids)
Molecular function (GO): oxidoreductase activity; zinc ion binding
Source: RefSeq, a predicted model, not a curated record
AUGGGUUCGACACUUCCGAGCACGAUGCGAGCAUCGCAAUGGACAACGAACGCCAAUGGAAUUGAGCGCGACAUGAAGCUUAACAAUGAAGCUUCAUUGCCUAAGAACGCCGCCUCGCUCCCGAGCGGGCACACAUUGGUCAAGGUCGCGUACAGCACAGUCAACCCUUUCGACUACAAGGUCGCGGAGACACCAGUUGUCGGGCAGUACAUCCUCGCCAAACCCUCCGUUCCCGGUCUCGACUUUUCUGGCACCGUUGUCGAGACGAAGCGUCCGGACCUGAGGAUAGGAGAUCGAGUAUUCGGCAGAACAGAUCCUCCCACCUUCGGCUGUCUCGCCGACUACGUAGUGGUCAAAGAAGCCGGCGUCUACCCAAUCUCAGACGGCGUAUCCCUCCGCGACGCUUCUACCGCCGGCAUCGCCGCUCUGGCUGCCUAUCAAUCCAUCAUGCCAUACAUCAAGCCAGGCGACGAAGUCUUGAUCAACGGCGGCAGUGGCGGGACCGGUCAUUUCGGAAUCCAAUUCGCCAAAGCCGCUGGCUGCCGUGUCACAACCACAUGCUCGUCCACCAACAUCAACUUCUGCAAACAACUAGGCGCAGACGAAGUCAUCGAGUACACUAAAGUCGACCUCAUCUCCCACCUCAAAUCGUGCGGCAAGCAAUAUGACCUCAUCGUUGAUAAUGUCUUCAGUGAUCGCAAUCUGUACUGGCAAUGUCGGCACUACCUCAAGCCAGAGGGGACGUUCGCGACACCUGGGGACACGAAGCCAGCAGCACUCAAGGAUCUGGCACUGGCACAUGUUCUACCAAGUUGGCUUGGCGGAGGGCAAAGGAGCUUUGCUUUCAUUCGUAAUGAGCCCAAUCAGAAUAACUUCGAGCAGAUUGCGAAGUGGAUGCAGCAGGGUAAGGUCAAGCCGUUCAUUCAGGAGGAGUUCUCGUUGGAGGAUGCCCAUAAGGCGUAUGAGAGGUUGAAGAGUGGGAGGACGAGGGGAAAGAUUGUGGUUAAGGUGGCUGGGGAGUGA